AGUUGAUGAAGAGAUGAUGGAGCUGAUGGUUUCGAUUAUGUGUGGUUGGGUUAAGAAAUUGAUUCAGGAGGAGUGUGGUGCAGACCAAGUGUUCGACUUAUUGAUUGAGAUGGAUUGUGUUGGUUUAAAACCUGGUUUUAGUAUGAUGGAGAAGGUUAUUGCUUUGUAUUGUGAGAUGGGGAAGAAAGAGAGUGCGGUUUUGUUUGUUAAGGAGGUUUUGAGGAGGAGAGAUGGGUUUGGUUAUAGUGUUGUUGGUGUAGGUUCUGAAGGUAGAAAAGGUGGACCUGUUGGGUAUCUUGCUUGGAAAUUGAUGGUUGAUGGAGACUAUAAGGAGGCCGUUGAUUUGGUUGUUGAGUUAAGAGUUUCAGGGCUAAAGCCAGAAGCUUACAGCUAUCUAAUUGCGAUGACAGCCAUUGUGAAAGAGCUGAAUAGUCUAGGGAAAAACUUACGCGAGUUGAAACGCUUUACACGGGCUGGUUUUGUUGCUGAGAUUGAUGAUCACGAUAGGGUACUCAUUGAGAAGUACCAGUCAGAAACAUUAUCCCGUGGAUUGCAGUUAGCCACUUGGGCGGUUGAGGAAGGUCAGCAAGACGAUUCUAUUGUUGGGGUGGUUCACGAGAGGCUCCUCGCUAUGUACAUAUGUGCAGGACGUGGACCAGAAGCAGAGAAACAGCUUUGGAAGAUGAAACUUGCAGGGAGAGAACCGGAAGCUGACCUCCACGACAUUGUUAUGGCCAUCUGCGCUUCGCAGAAAGAGGUUAAUGCGGUUUCACGGCUUCUGACACGAGUUGAGUUCAUGGGAUCUAAGAGAAAGAAGAAGACUCUGUCUUGGUUGCUCAGAGGGUAUGUGAAAGGAGGGCACUUUGAAGAGGCUGCAGAGACAUUGAUAAAGAUGAUCGACUCUGGCUUGCAUCCGGAGUAUAUUGAUCGAGUGGCUGUGAUGCAAGGAAUGACAAGGAAGAUCCAACGGCCGAGAGAUAUUGAAGCAUAUAUGGGGCUGUGCAAGAGGCUGUUUGAUGCUGGUUUGGUAGGACCUUGUCUUGUGUAUCUGUACAUAGAUAAAUAUAAGUUGUGGAUAGUGAAGAUGAUAUGAAGGAAAGAUAAUGGAACAAUUAGGGAAAGAAGUUUAAGGACUCUAGGCUUAGAUGGAGGAACAAUUUUUGGGUAUCUAAUAAAUCUGUAUGUAUGUAAUAGUCUGUUUAUGAAAAGGAAAUAUUUUUGGACUUGUUAUGCAAGCUAAGUACAUCAA
Molecule: messenger RNA, 1249 nt
Organism: Camelina sativa (false flax)
Lineage: Eukaryota; Viridiplantae; Streptophyta; Magnoliopsida; Brassicales; Brassicaceae
Product: pentatricopeptide repeat-containing protein At2g30100, chloroplastic
Molecular function (GO): protein binding
Source: RefSeq, a predicted model, not a curated record